Impatiens glandulifera is the source of this 1576-nucleotide messenger RNA. Its product is annotated as protease Do-like 1, chloroplastic. NCBI's taxonomy places the organism in Eukaryota, Viridiplantae, Streptophyta, Magnoliopsida, Ericales, Balsaminaceae. The record is from RefSeq and is a predicted model, not a curated record. The coding region runs from base 59 to 1387 and encodes 442 amino acids. Gene Ontology annotation, molecular function: protein binding; serine-type endopeptidase activity. The transcript has 8 exons. Gene Ontology annotation, biological process: proteolysis.
GUAAGAAAAUGAUUAUCUCCUAACGGAUGCAAGAGAAGAUCAGUUGUGAAUUGAAGUUAUGGCUACUGCCUGUUCACUAUUCCUCUCUCCACCUCGAGCUCCGAUUUCUCGUUCAAGGACUCCAAUUCCAAUUCCAUCUCAUUUCUGUCUCUACAGAUCCACCAAUCUUCCUACCAACUUCAAUCGCGUCUUUCCAAUUCAAUCCUCACUUCGCAGUCACUCGCACGCCGAGUCUCUACAAUCCAACCAUCACUUUGCCUUCCGCAAUUUCUUUAUCGAUAGCCUUCCACUUUCUUCCGCUUUGAAUUUUCUUCUCCUUUUCUCCACGUCUCUAGCCUUGUCGCUAGCUAUAUUUGUUGCGGAUGUCGAUUCCGCUUCUGCUUCUGUAGUCACCAAGCCGAGGAAGUUACAGUCCGAUGAGCUAGCUACAGUUCGCCUUUUCCAAGAGAAUACUCCUUCCGUUGUUUAUAUCACCAAUCUCGCUGUUCGGCAGGAUGCUUUUACACUGGAUGUGUUGGAGGUGCCUCAAGGAUCUGGCUCAGGAUUCGUUUGGGAUAAAGAUGGUCAUAUUGUCACCAAUUAUCAUGUUAUUCGCGGUGCAUCUGAUCUGAAGGUGACUCUUGCUGACCAGUCAACUUAUGAUGCGAAGGUAGUUGGAUUUGACCAAGACAAAGAUGUUGCAGUUGUGCGUAUAGAUGCGGAUGCAAAAAAACUGAGACCUAUACCUGUUGGACUUUCUGCGGAUUUGCUUGUUGGCCAAAAAGUAUUUGCCAUAGGGAAUCCUUUUGGACUAGACCACACUCUUACAACAGGUGUAAUAAGUGGGUUAGGAAGAGAAAUCAGUUCUGCAGCCACUGGCCGACCAAUACAAGAUGUUAUUCAGACAGAUGCUGCCAUCAACCCUGGUAACAGUGGAGGGCCACUCCUUGAUAGUUCAGGGAACCUUAUAGGAAUAAAUACAGCUAUCUACUCACCAUCUGGUGCAUCAUCUGGUGUUGGAUUUUCAAUUCCAGUUGAUACGGUAAAUGGAAUAGUUAAUCAGUUGGUUAAGUUUGGGAAAGUGACUAGACCCAUUUUAGGAAUCAAAUUUGCACCAGAUCAAUCUGUGGAGCAACUUGGAGUUAGUGGGGUGCUUGUUUUGGAUGCUCCAGCUAACGGACCUGCUGGAAAAGCAGGGUUGUUGUCAACUAAACGCGAUGCCUAUGGAAGACUCAUUUUGGGAGAUAUUAUAACCUCUGUAAAUGGGAAAAAAGUCAGUAAUGGUAGUGACUUGUAUAGAAUUCUUGACCAGUGUAAAGUUGAUGAGAAGGUAAUUGUUGAAGUGCUGAGGGGAGAUCAGAAAGAGAAGAUUCCAGUAAUUCUCGAGCCAAAGCCUGACGAAUCAUAACAUACAUACAUACCACCACCCCCAUUAAGUAAGACAAAUGAUGUACUAAUUAAUCAUUGUAUAUAUAUUAUUAUGUUUCUUUAGUGGGAUUUUCUACAUCCAAAUGUUAUUAUUAUGCUGGUAGAGUUGUUCUAGUGCAACUCUUCCAUUAAUAGUUCCAAAAAUAUAAAACUAGCCCAUUUAUUUAUU